AUGGGUUGUGGCGGAUCCAAAGCCGCGCAGGUCAGUCUCGUUAAAGUGCAACAGAUUGAAGAUCGCCCGGGGGCGAGUCACACCGACCCAUGGGCUGGUGCCAAGCUCCAGACGGUGACGCAGCCGAGCGAGCCCGGAAAAGCUAUUCCUGAACCCCGCGUCACAACGAUGACGACUACUGGUAAUGGACUAAAGACACCGUGCAAAACUCCCGCUCCAAAGACUCCUGGGCCGCCACCGAAAUCCCCAGCUCCGCAGAAUCCCUUCGAAGAACCUUCUGGGUCGAAGCAACCUUCAGCUGUUCCUUCAAAAGCGCCCUCAGCGGUGCCCACUCCGGUUCCCCCGAAAGAAGAGCAAAAACUGAGCAAUUGA
Oikopleura dioica is the source of this 372-nucleotide messenger RNA. NCBI's taxonomy places the organism in Eukaryota, Metazoa, Chordata, Appendicularia, Copelata, Oikopleuridae. The record is from the annotation of a GenBank genome assembly.